Haemonchus placei is the source of this 3118-nucleotide messenger RNA. The record is from the annotation of a GenBank genome assembly. Lineage: Eukaryota; Metazoa; Nematoda; Chromadorea; Rhabditida; Trichostrongylidae.
GGAACGCCAUAUGUUCCGAAAAAUGUACUGGAAACAUAUCCUUGUCGGUGACUUUGUACACGUUUCCAACGAGCAAGAAAUACCUGCUGAUGUUCUGUUUUUGAGAUCGUCUGAUGAGAAUGGUACGUGCUAUGUGGAAACGUGCAAUUUAGAUGGCGAGACAUCGCUGAAGCAACGAUUAGUGCCUCGACACUACUUGCCAUUUUCUCAGCAAGGUAACGAUUUUACGCCUCCAAACUUCACCGGCACUGUUUUCUGUGAACCUCCUGAUCCGGCUAUCUACACUAUUCGGGCGAAAAUCGAGCGUGCACCAGGUUCGUUUGAGCUAAUAACCAAGGACAACAUGCUGCUCCGUGGAAGUCGCCUUCGUAAUACUACUUUCAUCGAAGGAAUUGUACUGUAUGCAGGUCACGACACGAAGGUUAUGAUGAAUAAUGGGCGAGCACCACACAAGAUCUCUGGAAUCGAAUUGUUAACAAAUCGAUUCAUUGUGCUAUGUAUGGUAAUCCUCACCGCUAUGGUUGUUGGUAGCUCGCUAAUGUCUGGAAUUUGGUUGGGUGAUCACCCUUUGUCAGACAACGAUGCGAACGUUACAAUAUCCAUAUGUCGCCUGGAACUCUCCCAAGCCAGUCAUCGACGGUGUCUACGGUAUUGGCUCCUUCAUUAUCUGCUACCAGGCGAGUGUAACGACAUAGUUACCUGCAAGACUAGAAAAUUGCUCGUGAUCGUGCCAAUUUCUUUGUACAUCACUGUAGAAAUUAUUAAAAUCGCCCAGAUUUUCUUUCUAAGUCAGGAUAUUGAACUCUACGACUCGGACAUGGACAGAGCAAUAGACUGCAGGUCGUUGAAUAUACCCGAAGAGUUGGGACAGAUAAGUCAUGUGUUAUCGGACAAAACUGGGACGCUUACGGAAAACAUCAUGAUCUUCCGAAAUUGCGCUUUUGAUCAUGUCGAUUAUGGUCCGGAUAGAAGUUUGUCUUUUGGCUUGAAAAUUUCACUAAGCAUCCUCUCAUCGCAGGGUGAGAGUGAUUCGACGAAACCUGUGGUUUGUGUUGCUCUUCAAGACAGAGUGAAGUCGGACUGGCCAACAAACACCCAUAUGAAACACUUCUUCUUGAAUAUGGUACUGAACAAUUCUGUGGUGGUCAACAAAGUACCUCACCAUGACGCGUUGGAGGUUGGCUUUUUCGAACGCGAUGUGUACAACAUAGGCAACUCGUCCUUUUACGACAUUACAGCUGAACAAUUCAAAGAGAUGGUCGAACAGUUCAAGAGUCAAACGGCAUCGACGUCAGUCGAUAGGCCGCAACAAAUUGGAAGCUGUUUGAGUGAGAUCCCUGAAGACAGUGAGAUUGACUCUACCAUUGGAGGAUUUUCUACUUUGCCCUCUCCCACAACACCAAACUUUGAUAGCGAUACGGUGGAGACCCCGGCUCCUGUUUCGAGGGUAUCAUCGUUUUCGAAAUUUGUGAAGAGGAAUCUCAUCUCUCCCAUAAUCUCACCCAUAACCUCCCUGCUUCCGUAUGACUCAAUACGAAAACGCCAUGAAACGGUGGUCGCGAACGACUUCUGUCCAUAUGAAGCAGAAAGUCCAGAUGAAUUGGCUAUUAUCAUGGGUGCAAGCCUAUAUGGUUUCAAACUCGAAGACAAGUCUGCAACCCAUACCAUAAUUGGAGUUCCUGGUGGUGCUCAAGAAAGAUUUGAGGUGCUACAGGUAUUUCCUUUCCAUGCUGAACGGAAACGAAUGUCAGUAGUAGUCAAGACACCAUCUGGACCUCUUCUAUAUUGCAAAGGCGCUGAUUCUGCAAUUCUCUCGCGAUUACGCCGUCCCACAAAAGCAGAAUCAAUACAUGGCUCUUCGUUGAAGGAACGACUGGACGAAUAUUCCUGUAAAGGGCUGCGAACACUAGCAUUUGCUAUGCGACUGCUAGAUCAGGAACAUUGGGAGGAAUUUCUAGAAAGCUAUCGAUUCGUGAUGAGCAUUUCUUCCAACGAUCGUGACCAACUUCUGUCACAAAAAGCCGAUGAAAUUGAGAAAGAACUCGAACUACUCGGUGUCACUGGAAUUGAGGAUCGAUUACAGGAUGGUGUGGAGGAAACUAUUGUUGCUUUACGUGAAGCUGGCAUGCAGGUCUGGGUGUUGACCGGUGACAAGCUGGAGACGGCUGAAAACAUAGCUCGUUCAUGUGGUCUCUUUGCACCACGUCUUGUAACGUGGAAAAUUGAAACUCGGGAGGAUUUAUCCUCGAUACGGGGGGAUGGGUACAAUUUGGUGCUGUCUCCACAAGCAACUCAUCUGGCAAAACUUGGCGACGAAGGACUGCUAACCGUGUUGCGAAGAGCGAAAUCAGUUUUAUGCUACCGUAUGACACCCUCGGAAAAGGCCGAAAUGGUGAAAUGCGUCAAGACACAUUUAAAGGGGAGAGUUUUGACUAUUGGAGAUGGAGCCAAUGAUGUGCCGAUGAUACAGGCAGCGCACGUUGGCAUUGGAAUCGUGGGCAAGGAAGGCAUGCAGGCUGCUAUGGCUUGCGAUUUUGCAAUUGUGCGUUUCCAAUUUCUUCGACGUCUAUUGCUCGUUCAUGGUCAUUGGUGUUAUGAUCGUCUAUCACUAACGUUUCUUUAUUUUCUGUACAAAAAUACGAACAAUGUUUUCUUGCUGUUCUUUUUCCAAUUGUACAAUGGUUGGAGUGCAUCGUUCAACACUGACCCGGUGUAUUCAAUUUUAUAUCCCAUCAUAUUUUCAAGCCUUCAACCGAUCGUUGUGGGUGUGAUUGAUCAAGAUGCAUCGGCUGAGGAACUACUAUCAAACCCCGUGCUUUAUUCACCUGGUCGCAAAGGAACGAAGUACACCUAUCAGCUUUUUGCAAUCAAUACAAUCGAUGGAAUCUGGCAAGCUGCAGUGGUCUUCUUUACUCCUUUCUUAACUUUCACUGGCCAGGAAUGUGGUCUCUGGCAAUUCGGAUUUUAUAUUGCAUCUGGUAUGAUGUUUACGAACACCGCCCAUCUCGCCGUGGAAGUACGAUGUUGGGAAAGAGCGAAAUGCAUGGCGUAUCCUCAAGCGUUUUCGUCAUCUUCAAAUGUCCUAUAUCUUUUUGUAGAGAAAACGAUAAAUAAAUAA